Aquila chrysaetos chrysaetos is the source of this 1484-nucleotide messenger RNA. RefSeq names its product coenzyme Q5, methyltransferase (gene COQ5). Lineage: Eukaryota; Metazoa; Chordata; Aves; Accipitriformes; Accipitridae. The transcript is spliced from 7 exons. Gene Ontology annotation, biological process: ubiquinone biosynthetic process. Bases 39 to 983 code for a protein of 314 amino acids. Gene Ontology annotation, molecular function: methyltransferase activity. The record is from RefSeq and is a predicted model, not a curated record.
GCCUUCCGCCGGUAUUGCGGAGGUCGUGCCCUUACAAAAUGGCGGCGGCGGCGGCGGGGCUCUGCCCGUACCGGGCGCUGCUCGCCCGCCGCGGCGGGGCUCUGCGGGCUCUCUGCGGCUCCGUGCGGGGCCUCGCCGCGGGGCCGGAGACGCACUUCGGCUUCCAGACCGUGACGGAGGCGGAGAGGAGGGAGAAAAUUUAUCAUGUCUUUGAAAGUGUGGCCAAGAAAUAUGAUGUAAUGAAUGAUUCAAUGACUUUAGGGAUUCAUCGAGUGUGGAAGGAUAUCCUCUUGCAUAAAAUGAACCCUUCUCCUGGAACACUUCUUCUUGAUGUUGCUGGAGGAACAGGUGACAUAGCCUUUCGAUUUAUUAAUUACGUUCGCUCUGCACGAGAACGCCAGCUCCAGCGGAAGCUUAAGCACCAUCAGAAUUUAUCGUGGCAGGAAAUUUCUGAGAGUUACCAGGAAGACAAAUUUAAGUCGCUAGGGGAUUCCCAAGUGGUGGUCUGUGACAUUAACAAAGAAAUGUUAAAAGUUGGGAAGCAGAAAGCACAGCAUCUUGGCUACUCCGAAGGUUUGUCCUGGGUGCUUGGGAAUGCUGAAGAGUUGCCCUUUGAUGAUGAUAAGUUUGAUGUUUACACAAUUGCCUUUGGAAUCCGAAAUGUAACUCGUAUUGAUUUGGCACUUCAGGAGGCCUAUCGUGUGCUGAAACCAGGAGGAAGAUUCCUCUGCCUUGAAUUUAGUCACGUCAGCAACCCUCUUCUUUCCAGGCUCUAUGAUCUAUACAGUUUCCAGGUUAUCCCUGUUCUGGGUGAGGUUAUCGCUGGUGACUGGAAGUCUUACCAGUAUCUUGUGGAGAGCAUCCGACGUUUCCCCCCUCAGGAGGAGUUGAAGGCAAUGAUAGAAGAUGCAGGCUUUUUUAAAGUGGAUUAUCAGAAUUUAAACUCAGGCAUUGUUGCCAUUCACUCAGGUUUCAAACUGUGAGUCUACUAUGUAGCAAAACACAGGAAGUGUAAUUUUCCUGAGGAAUAUGAAAGCUGUGGAAUUUUAACGCCAUCAAGAUUGAAGAGGAGUUUUAAGAACUUUGUGCAGUCAGACCCAGAAGAACGUCAGCUGCCUCUUCUCUCCCAAGAAACUUGCAGAUGGAGUGACUCCUGUGGUGUUUCUUACACUUGCAUUUCCCUUCAAGCGCAGCAUAAAGGACAUGGACAAAACUCAGCAAUGCUAACAGAUGAAGCAACUUCAGUUACCAGUGAUGUGGAUACAGAAAUAGACUGAGUAGCCUUGGAAUAAGAUGCCUCCUGUUUUUUUACUAAGCUUCAGGGAGGGUAUUAUACCAGUGAGAAGUAAUUUGGAUUUAUUACAUUUUUAUUAAGCUAUCAUUAUCUUUGUCAUGUGGACUUCAAGGGAUUUUUUUUCCCAUGAUUCCUUUACAUCUUUCAAAGGCAAAUGGAAGGCUUGUGAAAUAAAACAGCUCUGGGUCAA